UUCCACGAGCCGAUACCGGUCUUACGAAGACGCAACAACUCCGUCAAGCAAGGACCGCCGCUUUGAUGCAAGAUUUAGAAAAAUCACGCGAAACAGAAGUAAAACAAAUAAAUCCAUUAGGACGACGAAAGAGGGUGGUAAUGCCCGAGCCAAAGAAGGUGGACUUUAAAAGGCCAGGAUUGACCAAGGCAAUGUUAGCUAGAAUGAAACACGCAGAGAAAUAUAUACACGAAUACGAGCGGAAAACUGAAGCAACGGUAUCUAGUGACCGGGUACCUAAAAGAACACCCGCUCCAAUAGGAGGUGAUUCCAGGUCGCGACAGUAGUUAAAUCUGAUUUAAGCGAACAAUUGUAACGCGCGUUAAACAAAUGAGCACUUGAAUAAUUCUUCAAUCUUUAUAAUGUUCAUCGUUCGUUUAAAGUAAAAGCAAUAUUUCUAUAGUACGAGGUUUCCAUUACCAUACACAAAAUCAUUUUUAAUUAGGAUGGGUAGAGAAAGAUUACUGCCGUCCAAAGGAAAAGCACGUACUCCAGUUGCAUCUCCUCCAAGAACAUUACCAGUAGCUAGGAAAGAUUUACCGGCUGGAAUCAGCCCCAUGAAGUCAAGAUUGCCUCAGCUAGCUUUACCUAAAAAGACCAACGAAUUAGCCAAAGUGUUAAAUGCAGAUGUAAUCCAGGCGGAACCAAUUGGCAAAGGACCGAUCAGUAACAUUGUGAUACCCCCUGGAACAGUGAACAACGAACGUACUACAAUUGUUAGUGUACCUCAAUCACCUGUACAAAUUGAAACAAAAAUGACCUCGCAAAUGGCGAAUCGUUCAAUUCAAAUGAUCAGUGAAACUCUUAACGAGCAAGACGCCAUAGAAGUUAAAACAGUAAACAACAAACUAUCAGAAUUACAACAGGCUAGACGAGAUUUUGUUAUUGCUGUGGCAAAUGUUGGUGGAAAUGUUGUUAAUAUUGCGGAUGAAACUCCUCCUGCCGAUCUUUCUUUUUUGAGCGAUAGCAGAUCCCCUGAAUUAGACAAUGAAUUUCUCCAAGCACAAUAUGAAAAUGUUCCAUCGGAUAUUCUAUAUGCUCGUGAACUCAUGCAAAAAGCUUUAGCUGAUAUGGAAGAGAGAGAAGCAGCCAGAAGAUUGGAAGAAGAAUUUGAAAGAAUAGCAGCUUCGGAGUACAUGCCAGAUGAUUUACAGCUCAAUGUUCCUUUCGAAGAUCAACUUCACCAAGAUAAAGACUCAUCUUGGGAAGAAGAUGAAGAUAUUGUCACAGCUAUGUCACAUCCAUCUAGACCAAGAGCUCAUAAAUCUCCCGUUCCGAUGGAACAAAAAAGUUAUCCAUACAAAUCCUUUGAUAUACAGGAACUUGAAAGAUUUUUCGAUCUUCAACGGUAUCCUCCUUGUCCAAAGUGCGGACCACCGUCGGGUAGAGAAGGGUUACAUCCUGAUUUAUGGGACUUGGCAGAUCCAUGGUACCGAUCACCCGUACAGCCUGAAAUGCCAGAUCUCAUGGAAUUUGAUCUAAUGGAGUUUUAA
Colletes gigas is the source of this 1532-nucleotide messenger RNA. RefSeq lists its product as uncharacterized. The record is from RefSeq and is a predicted model, not a curated record. Bases 486 to 1532 code for a protein of 348 amino acids. NCBI's taxonomy places the organism in Eukaryota, Metazoa, Arthropoda, Insecta, Hymenoptera, Colletidae. The transcript is spliced from 3 exons.